This is a messenger RNA of Pteropus alecto (black flying fox), 2415 nucleotides long. RefSeq names its product leishmanolysin like peptidase 2 (gene CIROP). Lineage: Eukaryota; Metazoa; Chordata; Mammalia; Chiroptera; Pteropodidae. Gene Ontology annotation, biological process: proteolysis; cell adhesion. Gene Ontology annotation, molecular function: metalloendopeptidase activity. Gene Ontology annotation, cellular component: membrane; cytoplasm. The record is from RefSeq and is a predicted model, not a curated record. The transcript has 14 exons.
GAAAGGAAAGCCAGAGUGAGGCACAGAAUAAGGGAGCAGCAGACAGCAUCCAGGGCAAGAAAACACUUGGAAGAUGCUGCUGCUGCUGUUGCUACUCCUGGGGGCUGCUGCAAGCAAAUGUCUACAUGAUGAGACACAGAAGUCUGUGAGCCUUCUCAGGCCCCUUUUACCCCAACUUCCCUCAAACUAAAAAAUUCCUCCUUCCCUGCGUGGCUCCGUUGAUCCUCAACCCCUCCGAAUCCAAACCUGCUAUGUAAGAGACCCUGUGUCAGAUGGAGCUUGGGAUCUGGAGGGAGACGGGAUGAGUCGGGAAUCCCAAGUCCUGGCCGCAGUGAGAGAGGCUGCUCAGCGACUCCAGGGCGUCCUAGCAGUGAAAGGACCCCUGCUUCUGAGUCGAGACCCUGCACAGUACUGCCAUGCUGUCUGGGGAGACCCAGAUACUCCAAACUACCACAGGUGUAGCCUCUUGAACCCAGGGUACAAAGGAGAGAGUUGUUUGGGGGCAAAGAUCCCUGAUGCCCACCUCCGCGGUUAUGCCUUGUGGCCAGAGCAGGGUCCUCCACAACUGGUCCAGCCAGAUGGGCCUGGGAUCCAAAACGCUGAUUUUCUUCUCUAUGUGCGGGUUGCCCAUACUUCCAAGUGCCACCGAGAGAGUUUGGGUGGGGGUGAAAACCCCUCUAAGCUAUUCUUCGGUACCACCCCUGGUCUUUCAUUUUCGGGAAGAUUUUUUUCUGUGUUACCUCACUUCUCUCCUUUCCACCCCUACCUUGUCUUGACCUAUCCACAGCCCUCUGUUAUUGCCUAUGCUGCCUGCUGCCAGCUGGACUCAGAAGACAGACCCCUUGCUGGCACCAUUGUCUACUGUGCCCAGCAUCUCACCAGCCCCAGCCUCAGCCAUAGUGACAUCAUCAUGGCCACACUACACGAAUUGCUCCAUGCCCUGGGUUUCUCUGGACAGCUCUUCAAGAAGUGGCGGGAUUGCCCCUCAGGACCUAGUGUUCGAGAAAACUGUUCUACAAGGCAACAGGUGACAAGGCGAGAUGAGUGGGGACAGCUGCUUCUCACCACUCCAACUGUUAGCCACAGACUGGCCAAACACUUGGGAGUGCUAGGGGUUUCACUUGGUGUCCCCUUGGAAGAAGAGUAGGGCCCUUUGUCUUCACACUGGGAGGCCCGUCUGCUCCAGGGAUCUAUAAUGACUGCUACCUUCAAUGGUGCCCAGCGCACUCGACUAGACCCAAUUACUCUUGCUGCCUUCAAAGACUCAGGCUGGUACCAAGUCAACUACAGCGCUGCAGAGGAGCUGUUGUGGGGCCAGGGAUCUGGCCUGGAAUUUGGCCUGGUGACCACAUGUGGGACUGGCUCCUCCGACUUCUUCUGUACUGGCAGUGGACUGGGCUGUCACUAUCUGCACCUGGACAAGGGAAGGUGCUCCUCAGACCCCAUGCUGGAAGGCUGCCGCAUGUAUAAGCCCUUGGCCAACAGGAGUGAAUGCUGGAAGAAGGAAAAUGGAUUCCUACCUGGAGCAGAGAAUCCCCAUGGGGAGAUCUACCAUUCCCAGAGUCGUUGCUUCCUUGCCAACCUCACGUCACAACUGCUCCCUGGGGACAAGGCCAGGCAGCGCUCUCACAUCCCACAUCUGAAGGAAGCAGAACUCACUGGCCGAUGCUACUUACAUCAGUGCACAGAGCGGGGAGCUUACAAGGUGCAGGUGGAGGGAUCCCCUUGGGCCUCAUGCCUUCCAGGAAGUGCUAUUCAGAUACCUGGGUACUAUGGUCUUCUCUUCUGUCCCCGGGGUCGGCUGUGUCAGACUAAUGAAGAUACAGAUGCUGCUACUUCUCCACCUGUGAAUCUUUCAACCCAAGACCUCUUAUUCCAGCUGUGUUUAGGAUUAGCUGGGGCCCCAGGCCACUCCCUGGGGAAGGAAGAGAGAGAAGAGUUCACUGAAGCAGUCCUACAGGCUCUGGUGAGCAGAGGAGGCGUUGAAAGGUGCUAUUUCCACAGCCCCUCAAUUACCGCUAGUCUGGUGUUCAGCGUGCGCAUGUGGAAGUCCCCUGGUUGCCAAGGGCCUUCAGUUGGUAUGCUGCACAGGGCUCUGACUCUGACUCUACAGAAGCAGCCUCUAGAAGUUUAUUAUGGAGGAGCCAGCUUUACCACAGAAUACAGCAAGUUGCUGUUUACCUCAGGCCAUAAUCCCUCCAGGACUUGUCUAGGUCUGUCCAUGGGACUGUGCCUAAUGCUUCUCAUCCUGGUGGGUGCACUGGGAACCAUGAUCUAUCAGAAACGAGCUACUCUUCAGGUGGGACCAUCCACCCCUUACCAUUCAUCAGAACUCCAAGGCACAAGGGGCCCAGUUGGAGGAAUAAGGGAGGUAUGAUGUUAACUAGGGCAUGAUGAAGGCAGGACAGAGAUUAU